CGGGUAUUGAUGCACGCAGACAGUUUUAAUCAGAGCCGUGGACAUGAUAACGACACUUUCUUUUACUGUCAAUGGAUAACACAUGCGCACCGAUGUUUGUUUAUUAAGCGUGACAUGGAGCCAGUGUGUGCGCACUGGUCGGGGGAGUCGUGUUUGCGCAGUUCAUUUUCACCAAAAAAACAGAGAGCAGGAAAGUAAACCAAGAUAAUCGAGAUGAGUGCACACAAGGAAGCAAUCAGUGCUUGAUGAUUAAAGACCUGCCUCAUCGCUGGAAUGUGUUGUGUCAGAAACAAGUGACUCUUCAACUGUCAAACCAUUACAGUUUGAGACGGUGCUCUCAAAUACAUGAACCAUGAGGAAUCCAGUGGGGCCGUCAGUUUCACUCUGGAGAUUUAUUAAGGGUUUAGAUUAUGGGGUGUUAUCAGUUUUGAGGCAACGCCCCCUGUGUGCCAGGGCUAUAAAAGCGUGUGUCAGACAAGAAACGUUUUCUUCUGUGUUUGACACAACGCCUGGAAGCGGAAAAGAUGCCAGAGUUUGAGAAGAGCACCGUUCACAUCAGAGACCCUGAGAGGGUGGAGCAGAUUAUCUGCAGUCUUGUUAAAGGUGGAGCAUCCAAACUGCAGAUCAUCACAGAUUUUGAUAUGACUUUAAGCAAGUUUGCUGUCAAUGGAAAACGCUGCCCAACAUGUCAUAAUGUCAUUGACAACUGCAAGCUAGUGACGGAAGAAUGUAGGAAGAAGCUGCUCCAACUAAAGGAGACGUAUUAUCCAAUAGAGAUAGACCCUCAUCUGUCCAUGGAGGAGAAAUAUCCAUUUAUGGUGGAGUGGUAUUUUAAGUCGCACACGUUAUUGGUAGAACAGCGAUUGCAGAAAGACAAACUUCCAGAGGUCGUGAGAGAGUCAGAUGCCUGUCUGAGGGAAGGGUACGAGCAGUUCUUCGACCGGCUGCACCAGCACAGCGUUCCUAUGUUCAUUUUUUCCGCCGGUCUGGGAGAUGUGCUGGAGGAAAUAAUCAGACAAGCUGGCGUCUAUUACACCAACGUCAAAGUUGUGUCCAACUUCAUGGACUUUGAUGACAAUGGGGUUCUGAAAGGCUUUAAAGGAGAGCUGAUCCAUGUUUACAACAAGCAUGACAGUGCCCUGAGGAACACCGAUUAUUUCAAAGAACUGAAGCACAAUGGAAACGUUAUUCUGCUGGGAGACUCUCUCGGUGAUCUCAACAUGGCAGAUGGUGUGCCCAACGUAGAGAACAUCCUCAAAAUCGGCUUUCUUAAUGACAAGGUGGAGGAACGGUUAGAAAAGUACAUGGACUCUUACGAUAUAGUUCUGGUGAAGGAUGAAACACUUGAAGUGCCUAAUUCCAUCCUACAGAAGAUCUUAUAAUAGACACCGCAAAGCCUGAUGGGAAAAGACUCAAAUUCCGGGAUAUUCACUUGGAUAAUUCCAGCACUGAGGCCAGCCUUCAUCUGUCGACAUGUCUCACAUGUCUCACACAAGCCAUACUUCACCCUUUGACCUUUUUAAAGUUGACAACACAUACAUGUGGAAUCUCAGUGUAACCGAAUAUCGAAGGAAAAAUAUGUUUAUUUGCAUAUUGGUAAAAUUAUUGUUUGUAGGUUUUUUGAUAUGGAAAUUCAGUGUUUGCAAUAAAAGUUGGGACAGUGAACAAUACAAAGCCCAACAGACUUUCAACAAUCAUAUUCAUCAUCAUUCAUAAAAUGAUGUGCACUUCUAAAGUUUGAAGAGCUGUAAAAGUUCUCAUGGAAGAUUGCAUGCACAGAUCAAAAUGAAAGCAAUACUGUUAAUUGCUCCAAAAGCCGUGACGUUUUCCUGUGAGGAUGUGUAAGCAUAAUUGAUGAACCUUUCGGUGUUAACAUUUGCACAACUUUCUGAUCACCUGUGUGGUAGGCAAUACAGUUUUUUUCUUUAGAUUGUUUGAUUCUAUGAAAUUAUGUGUGGAAGAAAAAGAGCUGGCAAUAACUGUUACUAUACUACUUUUCUUAAAGAAAAAGCCCAAAAAGAGUAUUUGUGUUUGUAUUUGAUAACUAUAACCAGUGUUGGGGAAAGUCACUUUUUAAAAAAAGUAAAGCAUUACAAUAUUAUGUUGCUCAGUUAAUUGUUAUGAAAAAUAAUGCUUUAGUACUUUUGAGUAACUUUAUGCCAGCUGCAACAGGAGUAGUGUCAGUGAAUAAAUGGGAAAACAAAAGUAACAUGCGUUACUUAUUUGAAAAAAGUUACUCUCAUAUUUUCUUAAAAAUGGAAAAGUAAUACAUCACUUUACUAGUUACUUGAAAAAAAGUAAUUUUAUUACGUAACUUGCAUUACUUGUAAUGUGUUACCCCGAACACUGACCAUGAACACUGACCACUGACAAUUUGUUCAGAUUACAUAUCCCAUUAGGCUGUGACAAAUUGAUUGGUUUUUUUAUGUUAUGAGUUACUGAAUUGAUUUGUCCCAAAAAAUAAAGCAAGUCUUAUGCUUAGUGAA
Molecule: messenger RNA, 2486 nt
Organism: Carassius gibelio (silver crucian carp)
Lineage: Eukaryota; Metazoa; Chordata; Actinopteri; Cypriniformes; Cyprinidae
Product: cytosolic 5'-nucleotidase 3
Exons: 11
Coding region: 525-1382 (285 amino acids)
Cellular component (GO): cytoplasm
Molecular function (GO): 5'-nucleotidase activity; magnesium ion binding
Source: RefSeq, a predicted model, not a curated record